This is a messenger RNA of Aedes albopictus (Asian tiger mosquito), 2518 nucleotides long. Its product is annotated as protein tweety. The transcript is spliced from 6 exons. Gene Ontology annotation, molecular function: volume-sensitive chloride channel activity; intracellularly calcium-gated chloride channel activity. NCBI's taxonomy places the organism in Eukaryota, Metazoa, Arthropoda, Insecta, Diptera, Culicidae. Gene Ontology annotation, cellular component: plasma membrane. The record is from RefSeq and is a predicted model, not a curated record. Bases 851 to 2518 code for a protein of 555 amino acids.
GACAUUUGUCAAAAGGGAACCAUCUGUAUUUAGGAUGACCCACUGAAGAAAGUGAGCUGAGCAUAUACAUCAAACACUGUACUGUCGUCGUCGUGAGAGAAUACCAACAAUGUUACACUCUUUAUGCUCAGCAUAAAGGGCAUUUCUCGUUUUCUCUCGAAGUCGUUCUUUAUGCUACUCAAUUUUCGUUCACAUCGCACAGAUAUGCUCCGUCGUACGUAGUAUGCUGCCAGGAUCAAGAACGAAAACAAGGGUGUGACCGAGAGCAGAGAAAAUAUGUUUUCCUCCUCAAUUUUGUGAAAGAAAAGUGGAAAAUUUAGCCUUCCAGACCACUUACAGCGUCCUAAUUAAUAGCACAAAAAGUGUGUAAGCGUGCAAUGAGUGCCAGAAACAUGAAGUACGGGCUUAAUUAGUACUGGAAGGACAAUUAAACGGAUUCAAAGUGAACGAAGAAAAAAUCAAGUGAAAGAUGACUUAAAUAUCGAGUGGGUGCUCUUCCCUGGCGAAUGAGACUUUUUCCUCUUCGUCACCCCACUCGUCCUGGCCCUCGUCCAGGCCACCGUGACGUCCUUGUUCUUUCCAUACCCUCACUUUUGCACAAAAGGAUAUCGAUGGUUGUGCAAAGUAUGGAGAUUUUCGCCCGAUUGGAAUCUCCCACUUCGGCAGUGAUAAAAAUGUGAAUCAUUAAAGGAAAAGUGUGUUGCCUCAAGGGUCCCCAGUUUGCAUAAUUGAGAAGACAGGAUACUCGUUUGUCGCCGGUGCAAAGUUUAAUCAUCUAUUCGCAGUCUGCCAGGAGCCUGAAGUGUGUUAUUUAGUGUGAGUGCGUGCUGUAUGAUUUAUUGCUUGUGACAUGCAGGGUUCCACUCCACCAAUAUCGGGAUAUUCGGGGUAUCCCGAAGAUGACGAUCAAUACAAAGUACCAUUGAUCGCCAAGCUGCUGCAUGCAUUACCUCACUACAACAUUACUUUCCAUCGGAUUAACAAUACCUUUCGACCAUCAAACGAUGUCUACCUGGAGAGUCUGGGUAUCCUGGGAUCGAUACCGGCCGCAUUGUUAAUAGUAUCACUUUUCGGGCUUCUGCUGUACCUCUUGACGCGAUGUUGCGACCGAAAGCCCCGACCGGCCCAUUCAAUUACCAGCCUCAAAGUUACCCUUUCCAUCGUGACGGUCUUGUGCUGUGCCGCCAUCGGGUUGGGCCUCUACGGCAACGACGAUUUGCACAAUGGCCUGCUGGAGGUGUUGCAAGCCGGCCGCAAGGUGGAUACGGCCGUCUCUUCGGUACGAAACCAGACGUUCAUCUUGGAGAACACACUCACCAUGAAAAUCCAGCAACAGCUCAACGAGCUCGAGGACAUAUUCGAUGGAAAAACGAACAACCAUACGGCACUGUUGCAGUUGCAAUCGGCGCUGGCAGCCACAAAGGGAAAUGUUACUGUGGCGAAGAACGCGGCUAAUGAUAUCCGUCGGCCGCUCGUUGGAUUGACUAUCACGGAUUUUCUCUCGAAAGGAGACCAAUGGGAGCUGAUUAGGUGGCCUGGAACGGUGGCCAUUCUAGCGCUUUUGCUAGUGUUGUGUGCAGUUCUGCUGGUUGGAGUCGCACGUCACUCGCGAUGUGCAUUGAUUCUAUUCAGCGUUUGCGGGCUGUUAGCCGUCACCGGAUCCUGGCUCAUGUCUGGCCUGUACUUGUCUACUUCGGUCGCCGUCGGAGACCUCUGUAACGAUCCGGCUGAUUUCCUCGUACACCAAGCACCGAACGAGUUACCAUCGGACAUUCUCCUGUAUUAUACACAAUGUGACGUAUCACGUUCAAAUCCUUUCACUCAACGACUUCGUGAAUCACACAACGCCAUUAACAAUGCUCGGAAUUCGAUGACCACUGUCUCGAAAAUAUCCCCUGUGCUGUUCAAAAAUGCCGGACUAGGGCCUAAGCUGGGAUCGGUCAACGCGGACAUCAAACUGUGCGAGCGCAUCCUAACGCAGUUAACGGCUUUGGUGGACUGUAAGGCAGUUCACUACAGUUACCUAAGCGCAACGCGUGGCCUCUGCGAGGGAGGUCUACUGGGACUUGUACUUAUGCUAAUUGCCAGCUUUAUGGCAGCUAUUCUACUCACUGUGAUGGUUUGGGUUGACUCGCACACAUGGAUAUAUAUUAGAAAAAGGAACGACUAUGCUCAAGUAGAAGAACAAUCAUAUGUAUCAGCCCAUCAACUUCAUCCUCAAAACCAUCAGAAUAUGAAUACCAGAACACUGCCACAUCAGCAUAAGGGCCCACCAGUGAUCAGCGGUUCCCAUACAUUGGCACAUCCAGCGCGAAACCCUAAGCAUGAGAUGACUCCUCAGCAGCAGGCUCAUUUGCACCAUCAUCACCAGGCUAUGAUGCGACAGGGAGGAACCCAUACCCUCGGACGACUACCAUCUCACAACAACAGUCCAACUCACAUGCAUGGACCAAACAAUGGCAAAUACGCCACACUGAGCAAGCACUGCAAGACAUUAGACGCUAAUGAUUUUUACUGA